Messenger RNA from Populus euphratica (Euphrates poplar), 1931 nucleotides. RefSeq names its product polyamine oxidase 1 (gene PAO1). The record is from RefSeq and is a predicted model, not a curated record. Bases 14 to 1582 code for a protein of 522 amino acids. The transcript is spliced from 10 exons. Gene Ontology annotation, molecular function: polyamine oxidase activity. Gene Ontology annotation, biological process: polyamine catabolic process. NCBI's taxonomy places the organism in Eukaryota, Viridiplantae, Streptophyta, Magnoliopsida, Malpighiales, Salicaceae.
CCGCUAAUUCUUCAUGUCUCGCCAGCAAAACACAAACACACACAACUACCCACACACACACACACAAUCACACUCUUCUCUAUCUCUCCCUCUCCUUCUAAUGGAUUCCCCCUCUAGCUCCUCCGUCAUCAUCAUCGGCGCUGGUGUCUCCGGUAUAUCUGCGGGAAAGGUAUUGGCAGAGAAUGGAAUAGAGGACAUGAUAAUUUUAGAAGCUUCAGACCGUAUCGGUGGUAGGAUCCGAAAGGAGAAUUUCGCUGGCGUUUCGGUUGAGCUUGGAGCCGGUUGGAUCGCCGGAGUUGGUGGUAAAGAGUCCAACCCUGUUUGGGAACUUGCUUGUCAAUCUGGCCUCCGCACUUGUUUCUCUGAUUACAGCAAUGCUCGCUAUAAUAUCUAUGAUCGCAGUGGGAAAAUAUUUCCUAGUGGAGUGGCGGCAGACUCGUACAAGAAGGCGGUGGACUCAGCAAUUGAGAAGCUGAGGAGUCUAGAAGCAAAUCUUGACGGUGAAGUUAUUGAACAGCCUUGUUCACCAAAGACGCCCAUCGAGCUUGCCAUUGAUUUCAUCCUUCAUGACUUUGAGAUGGCAGAGGUAGAGCCAAUAUCAACAUAUGUAGAGUUUGGAGAAAGAGAAUUUCUGGUAGCAGAUGACAGAGGAUAUGAGCAUUUGCUAUACAAAAUGGCCGAGAAUUUUCUUUUUACCUCUGAGGGCAAAAUCUUGGACAACCGUCUCAAACUCAACAAGGUUGUCAGGGACUUGCAGCACUCGAGAAACGGCGUUGUUGUGAAAACGGAGGAUGGUUGUGUCUACGAAGCCAAUUAUGUGAUUUUGUCAGCUAGUAUCGGUGUUCUCCAAAGUGACCUCAUUUCCUUCAGGCCUCCCUUGCCCAGGUGGAAAACAGAGGCCAUAGAGAAAUGUGAUGUGAUGAUAUAUACAAAGAUUUUCCUCAAGUUCCCAUAUAAAUUUUGGCCAUGUGGUCCCGGAAAAGAGUUCUUCAUCUAUGCUCACGAGCGAAGGGGAUACUACACCUUCUGGCAGCACAUGGAAAAUGCAUACCCUGGUUCGAAUAUUUUGGUCGUGACGCUGACAAAUGGGGAAUCGAAACGUGUUGAAGCUCAAUCCGAUGAGGAGACACUGGAGGAAGCUAUGGGGGUCCUUAGAGACAUGUUUGGACCCAAUAUACCUAAUGCCACUGAUGUACUUGUGCCCCGCUGGUGGAACAACAGAUUCCAGCGUGGCAGCUACAGCAACUACCCCAUCAUUUCAGAUAACCAAGAUGUUCAUUAUAUUAAGGCCCCGGUAGGACGCAUCUUCUUCACUGGUGAACACACUAGUGAACGAUUUAGUGGUUAUGUCCAUGGCGGAUAUCUUGCGGGGAUUGACACAAGCAAAUCACUAUUGGAAGAAAUGAGAAAACAGAAGGAAAGAAAAAGUGAGAGUCAAGCAUUUUUGUUAGAGCCCUUGCUGGCAUUGACAGGAUCACUAACACUCACACAGACAGAAGCAGUCCCAAGUCUACACAAGUGUGACAUUCCUACACAACUCUACCUUGGUGGCAAGGUUGGCCUUCAAGAAGCGAUAUUAUGACUAUAUGGACCUACUAACGAAUCCAACUUUAAUGAUGCUAACGAUGAAAAUAUGUUAGAUGAGAAAGAAGAUGGCUGGAUCUCUUUGGAUCCGAAAUCAACCCCCCUUCAGAAAAUAGAAUAGAAUGAAAUGGAUAAAUGCAAGAAAACAGGCAUAGGCACGCGACUUGGUGAAUAAACAUUUCCCAACUCCUGCAGCUUAUAUAUCCUAUUCGGCAUUAUGGAGGUAAUUGUUUGAGGCAUACAUGUGAUGUUAGCUAAUUGGGGUAAAACCUAGAGACAAGAAAGAAGCAUACUUAUGAUUCUAAUUGUACCGGUUACUUGUUUAUACAAGAUAAACCCUUCCAACU